UUUGGAAUUACGUUUGUUUUGUCUUUAAAUUUAUCCUAAAUAGCCCUAAACCCAUGCCGUUAAGUAAAUUUGGUUAAACAUUUUUUUCUCAAGUAAAAAUAUCAAUAUAGAAAAGGACGAGGUGUAGACUCCAUCGUCGUUCUUGCGCAAUAUUCACGCCCACAACGUUCUCAUUGCUGUGCGGCAGGCAAUGCGUAAUCAAGACCGCCAGUAGGGCUGUUGACAUACAAGAGACAUUGGUGAACUAGGGAUUUACAUGUUUUAGAACUUUUACGACUUGCAAUAUCCAGAUCAUUUGCAGUGAACCAUGGACAACUCUCUGAAUAAAGCCAGGAAGAAAAGAAUGAUAAAGUAUGCAGUCCAGUUUCAACAAGUUGUCCCAUCGGAGCUGCUACCACAUCUUGAGUGUCUUCCAGAGCCAAGAAAGGAAAGAAUUAAAUGCGAACAAAAAAACCAUGGAGACAUAGCAGCAGCCAAUGAACUGGGGAUGACCUUGGUCAAAUGUGACAACUGGUUUGAACAGCUCAUCCCUGCAUUACGGGAAUUAGGCAUGGCGGAACUGGCCGACCUGUUGGAUGACCCCAAAGCAGAUGGGCUAGAAAACCACAAGAAUGCAUCUCAUCAGACAGGAGCUGCAUCUGCUCACCUGGAAAGGAAUCCUUGCAAGAGCCAAGCAAUGCCUACACCAUCAGGCAGACGCGCAAGCUCAAGGGUCACCCUUCAGACACCGUACAGCCAAUUGACUGCCAGAAUCCUGCAUGAAGUCAGGGCCUUGGAUAUGCCCAGUCCUGCUCACGGUAGUGAUUGGAAAGGUCUUGCAGGACAGCUAGGUUUCACCACAGAUGCCGUAGGACGCUUGGAAUCGCAGUCGGGAAGUCCAACUGAAGCCCUGCUCAGUGAGUGGGGAAAGGAGAGUGAUGCCACUCUUGGCAAGCUGAUGGAGACCCUGUGUGCUAUCCAGCGAGAGGACCUUAGCCAGAAAUUGGAAGAAUUGUUGCAUAUCCAUUUUGAAGCUAGAGGUGGCAACCAGAUUGACAACAAUGUUGAGGUAGAACCUACAGCAUCUGUUAGUACAACUGAGGUCAGUACUCAUGUUCCUCAUCAGCUACGGAACCAGCCCCCUGCCAUGCUCGACAAUCGAGCAGGGCCCUCAGUAAUGCCCGAAACAUCAAACGCCACGUCUAUGGGGCUGUCAGGCAACACUGGGGCUGAAGCAGUGACUGAGCCAGAAGAUCCCCUCGGUGGUCAACAGCCAAGUACUGUGGCAUCUCACGCAGGGGAAAGUCGUAGUGAAGGUACGACAGGGAUGAGCAUGCAUGAAGCCGAAAUGGAAUCGAAUGCACACCACAAGUCACAGAACAGCUUCACUGAAAUUACGAAAAGCAAGGCCGACAAAUUUGAGCAAGAUAUCAGACCCGAGAAUCAGGAUAAUACAGCUGAUAGGAAAUGGGCAAAUGGCCAGAUAUGUGAAGCGCCAGGCGCCCGAGUCCGCGAAACUAAUAGCGAGAUGCCGGUGAAUGAUUUGAACAGAAUCCACCAUGAAUCCAACCCAACCCAAGGGAAAGUCUUGCUUUCUACUGACCCAGAAACAUGCAGUGUAAAUAAUCCCGGGAACAGUGGCACCUAUUGGCCACUGUCUCCGGAUGCUGGCUAUAGUCCUCUCUGCACAGAUAAAUCACUGGAUGAAUCUGUAUCUCUCCAGAUGUCAGAUUCGAGUGUUCCAACAAAUGUGCCACCUACCUCGACCGUUGGUGCCACCGUGGGCGCAUCCACUCUUGUCACUAGUGAUGAUGUCACAUCUUCAACAUCAUCCUCAUCCAGAGAUGUAUCAUCAGAUGCAUCUUCCUCCUCUCCAAGUCUAUCAACCACUGCUUCUCCAUCUGUUGUUAAGCCAGCCACACGAGAAACCGGUGAAAGCCAUGCAUCUUGUAGAGAUGUCGCCACCAUACAGAUAUCCUCCCAAGGUGCCCCUGUCCAGCAGCCCACAGGGCCAUCCUCAUAUCUGCCCGAACAGUUCCAGAUCCCUUCAGGUGAUGGAGCGUUCUCUGAAGAUGCCUUGAUUAGAGCCAGCACUGGCCAAGCACUCUUCAAAGCCACAUCACAAGAAGCAGCAUCCAUCAGGACACAACAAGAUUCUCUCGGCAACCAGCCACCAGCAUCUACCCAACUCCAACCAAAUGAGGCGGAAACUGCACCUGACCGAGUCAGCAUGGAGACAGUACAUCCUGUUCACAAGCACCAGCAGAGACGAGGAAAAGCACAUCAGGAACCAUCACCAUUAGCUGAAGACAGGAAAGACCAUGACCAGGCCAGUCCAGCCAGCAGACCCAAGGAAGGUGACUUAGAAGCCAAUUCCCAGCCAUCAGGCAUCCUUAAACGGGAAGAAGCUGGUGGACAACCACAAUGCAUUCCUCCACUGUUUGAGCAACCACCAUGCACCACCGGGAUCCCAUCUGCUGAUCAGCUAUCCUCUGAUCAAAGCACCAAGAAGGAAGAUGUCUCCACUGACAGUCCUCAGGCCUCUGGAACCAGGAGCCUGGAAGCAUCUGGUUUGAGGACUCUUAAUGAAGAGGCAUCCCCCGAUCUUGUCAAUGCCCUUCCCAAUGGCUCAGGAAGGGAAUCCCCAGAGGCAGGUGCUGGAAAUGUAAAUACUGGAGUUGAGAAUGCUGCUGCAGAGCCCCGAGCAAGGGGAGCUGUCAGAGGUGUUGUGCUUGCCAUGCCAGUGGUCUUGUCACUGGCAGCUGCAGUGAUAAAAGGCGGGGACUUCUUUUCUAAUGCAUUCUAAUUUUGGCACUCUGAUCUGCUUUGACUUGACGAAAAUCAGUUUAUUGUAAAAUAAAAAAAUUGCAUGUAAAAAUGAGGAACCACAUGUGCUAUUUGCAGAACACUCCCCCAAGUCACCUGUGACAUGUCCAGGGAAAUCCCAAGGAUGGGAGCAUACAUGUAUAUGUCCACCCCCCCAUAUUUUGGUAGGUGAAAAAAAAUCAAGACAGAUUUUGAUGAAUUUCUUGGACUUCCAAACAAAUUUAAUGUAUUCAUUAAUAUUGAAAAAGGAAGGAGGAUUUAAAAAGCCAAGUUUUGCAGCAAGGUUCUGAGGUGCAGCAUACAUGUUAAGGGCUGCGUUCGAUCAGCUUACGCAUGACAACCCUGACCUGAGAAUGGUCAUGUGUGCUGUGUCAGACAAGUGAGAUGGUGGCAACCAGGUCAAAAGCCAUGUAACUUGUGGAAUCUAAUCGAAUGGCACCCUAUGAUGCACCUCAGUGUCAUGAACACUUCAACCAAUUGUCAUUUGGUGUCAGCAGCCCCACCCUUGUAUUGGGCCAAGACAGCAGAACUCAAUAGCGGACUCGAUAGAGCAUAUGCCGUGCCCACCGAUUUAUAUUGCGCCCUCUCAUGACUUCGUUUCACCAAUCGAUGGCUCAUUCUACCGUCUUGGGAAUCUCCUACAACCGAGGCAUUGCGUUUUGUGCCGAAUAGUAGUUUAAUAUGAAUAUCAUCACAGUUGACUCUAGGAUGCGAAAUAGGAUACAAAACAGACCGUGAGAGCAUUGGAGCAGGUUCGCAUCAAUAGCGUCAGCUUGUUAUUUCUUCAGUUUUGUUGUAGGAAGUCCUUUACAGGCUUACGUCUUCGCUCCUUGUUCCAAUGCAUCGAACCGCGGCCAUUAUCAAUGGUGACAGUACUGGUACUUUAGUAGUACGUUGAGCGUCACGUAGUAGUGCUUGUACAUGUACAUUAUAUAGUGUGAUAGGUCAUGUGAUGCAGGUCAUUGAUCCAUACUCAUCACGUACAGAUUCAACUGGAAUUUCUCGGGCGCUGAUUGGUUCCUCCAGAAAUCCGGAGGAAAAGUAAAGAAAAAGUUAAACGGUUUGUAGGAGAUUCCCAAGAUGAUAGAAUGAUCCGUCGAUUGGUGAAAUGAAGUCAUGAGAUGGCGCAAUAGAAAUCAGUGCUCACGGCAUAUGAUCAAUCGAGUCCGCUGGCGAGUUCUGCCAUCUUGGCCCAAGACUACCCCCUCCCGGAACUUGACAAAUUUUCAUUGCCAGGCAAUUUUUAAUGAAUGUCAUCCUCUUCCCCCCCUCCACUCCAGCACAGAUUUAUGCCGCUGGACACAUCAUCAUAAAGAGAUGUUUUAGAUUUAGUGUUUAAAAAUUGAUAAGCCUCGUCAUUAAGGUUUAAAUGGUUGUUGAUUUUCAUGAUUUAGCAUCCAGUUGCACAUAUAGAGUACAUGUAGAGUGCUGUUUAGACAAUUUAUUAGCCUCCUGUAUGGGAACAUUUGGUUUCUUCUGCAUGUAACUAUCUUGAAUGUGAAGGUUAUAUAUGGAAAGCAUUCUAAGUCAUCGGCUCUUGUAAAAUAAAGCAGGUCUUGCAAUUGGGUUCUCUAUGCUUAUAAUGUUGCCUUUUUUUACUUUCAGCGUGUAUUAUCUGGUUUGGAGUACAUAUACAUUUAUAUGCAAUUCAUUUUAGGCAGUUCUUAAAAUCAUCUCACAAUGGAUAGCAUUAUGAAUUCAGGAUAAUGGAAAACGUCAAAGAAAAAGAAAAUACUUUGAAAUACAUCUUCCUGAAGGCUGAAGGGUCGAAAACCUUGAGAAAACAUUUGGCCAAUUUUUUUUUGUUUCGUUUGGGGGGGGCAAGUUUGUAAUAAUGUGUGUGUCGUAUUAGAAACAAUUUGUCGUUUAAGGUAUUCGGUGAAGUAGAUAUCCAAAAUGUUUGCUGUACUGUAUACAAAUCUCUGAAAUAAGAGUAUCUCUGCCUAAUUUUUGCCUUGAAGCGACCUAA
Messenger RNA from Acanthaster planci (crown-of-thorns starfish), 4774 nucleotides. RefSeq lists its product as uncharacterized. NCBI's taxonomy places the organism in Eukaryota, Metazoa, Echinodermata, Asteroidea, Valvatida, Acanthasteridae. Gene Ontology annotation, biological process: Rho protein signal transduction. The record is from RefSeq and is a predicted model, not a curated record. Gene Ontology annotation, cellular component: cell surface; plasma membrane. Gene Ontology annotation, molecular function: nerve growth factor binding; coreceptor activity; death receptor activity.